AUGGGGGGGGGCCUCAGGGACUGGGAGGUGGGCAUCCGCUUCCUCUCCAGACUGCCUCUACUGUCCAUAGACCAGAGGCCUGUCCGGAGGAGCCUGGGCUGUGGACUCAGCUGGGGGCCGCCCGCGAGCCGCGUUAAGAACAGAGGGUGCCCGGAGCCCCGGCAGGUCCAGACCAACAUGCCCAGCCCGCGCCCCCACCCGGGCCUGGCUCUGGAGGACGCCACCGGCCUGUGGGCCGACUCAGGCUUCCCGCAGCAGAGCAACGUGGGGCCCCCGGGGGCCAGGAGGCCCCGGCAGAAGGCCCGGGUGCCCACCGAGCAGCAGAGCAACCUGGGCCUCGGGGGCACCGCCAGCCCCCGCCUCCAGGAUGGCCUUGGGCAGCGGGCUCCCCCGUCCCUCCGCGCAGGGCGGGCGCCCCCCGGCCCAGCUCCCUCCGUGUCUGUCCUCAGGCCCAGCAUGGGUUCUGUGCGUCCUGGUGGGCACACAGGGCUGGACGAUGGGACCUGGCACGGGCCGGAGAGCCGGGUCCCCGCGCUCCUGGGGGAGCCCCUCACUUUGGAGGAUCUGGCUGUCCCGGCCCACAGCCAGGCGGGGACCCCGCCCCCCACCGCCCUCCGCCAGCUGCUGGCCACGGUGCAGCAGCUGGAGCACAGGGCGGUCAGUCUGAGGUGCCAGGCGGCCUGGAAGCUUCCAGAUCCUGCACAGCAGGGCCCUGACUCCCGCCGGUCCCUCCCCACCUGUCCCCAGCCCUGCCAGCCCGGCCUCACCUCCCUGCAUGAGAAGAAAUGGGCCCGGGGCCCCAGGGGCACUGCACGGGUCUCAGAGAUGCCAGCCGCCCAGGCUCGACUCCCGGGCUGUCCAGUGCACACGCCAGGGUCCCCCAAGACCGCCUUGGGCAUGGCGCCCCAUGGUUUCCUUGGCUCUGAGCAGGGGCCGGGAUGGAAGUGCCCCCAGUGGCCUGCCAGUAGCGGGAGGCACAGGGCACCCCCCAGCCUCCCUGCUCCUACUGGGGGAGUCCUGUGUGAGUGGGAAGGAGAGAAGGCCCAGGGGCUGCUGACCGGCAGGAAGGAGGAGAGGCCGGCUUCCAGCCCACCCAACCCAGCCCUGGCCCGCAGGCGUACCCAGCAGAGCCAGGCGCAAAGCAUUGUGGUCCAGAAGCUCCAGGCAGCCAGCCGGCAGCCGCUGGCCGCGCAUUUCAGAGCCUGGAGGUGCUGGGCCCGGAGGCGGCAGGCCCUGGCCAGGGCCGUGGCCCUGAGUCGCCGGCGGCUGCUUCGAAGGGGCCUCCAGGCCCUGCGAUGGACGCUGUGGAUCCGGGAGGCCCAGCUGGAGGUGGCGUGGGGGCGGCACACCAGGGCCUUGCUGGCCCGCAGCUUCCAAGAGUGGAGGCGACUGGCUCUACGGCAGUCCCCCAGCCAGGCUGCAUCGGGACCUCCUACAUCCAGGAGAAGCUGGAGCCAGGGCCCAGGCCCCGCCUUGGGAGGAAAGGCAAUGGAGGACCCUGCCUGGAGGAACAGUCCCGGGGAGCGGCAGCCAGCGGAGGGCUGGCCAGAGACCAGAUGGCGGAGACCGAAACGUCCAGGUCUUGCGGGCCUGCAUCAUCUGGCAGCUUUCCUCCUGUGGUGCUAUCAGCAGGACCGGGCCAGGCGGGAGAAGGGGACCCUGGGGGAGGCCCCCGGGGCCACGCCACGGACUCAGAGGACAGGGGGCUCCCCCCGGGCCUCCGAAGUCCCAGCGGCCCCUGCCCCCCAGACAGCCUGGCUGCGCAGGUGCUUCGGGGCCUGGCGUCAGGUCCCGUGGAGAAGGGCUCGGUGCCAGGAGCACCUGGCCAGCCGCAGGCUGAGGACGUUGGGGCUGUGUCUGAAGCAGUGGGUCCGCAUGCAGCAGCUCCGGGCCUCCGAUGGGGCCAAGGUGACGCAGCUGGCUCUGCGCUGGCGGAGGGCAGGGAGCAUGGCGGGCGGUGACUCAGCCUCAGGACCCUCCAGCGCCCUCGGCCUGGGGCCGGUGGCCCAGGCCCAGCCUUGGAAGCAGGGAUCCCUGCGGGAAGCCUGCCGGAGCCUGGCCCUGCGGCGGACGCUGCUGCUCUGGAGGACGCGGCUCUGCCAGCACCGGCAAGCCACCUGUUUCUCGCAGGGCGUUCAGCAUCGCCUGCUGCGGGGCGUCCUGAGCUGGUGGCGCUGGAGGGCGAGGGGCCGGGACACUGGCUGGGUUCCGGAGCCAUGGGGCCGCCCAGGCGAAGGGGCUUGGCUGGGCUGCAGCCCACCCCAAGGCGCUCUGGACGAGGUGCAGGCCCAGCGUUCUCGUUCUCGGGGUGCAGUGAUACGGUGCCAGCCGGCCCUCCACAGGCGCGUCUCCCGCGGCUGGAGCCACUGGAUGGCAGCACAGGGCGCCUGGAGAGAGCUGGCCGCCCGCCAGGCCUGGGAUUGCGGCUGCCGGGCUGCCCUGGGCCCGUGGCGGCCGUGGCUGGCACCGUGGCAGGAAGCAGAGCGACGGAACCAGGGACGGGCCUGGGCGGCCCUGCACCACUGCCGCUCCUGCUGGCAGAGGCGGCGCUUCCUGCAGGAACGGCGGCAGCGGUGGGGACGAGUCCACGCCCAGAUCCCACGGAGGCCGCAGGCUGCAGCCGGGGGAAGACACCUGAAGAGGGCUCCAGAGGCCUCCGCCCAGGACCAUGUCCAGCCCCCAGCCAUUGUCUGGCGCCAGGGCCCCGGAGCUGGCCCCAUGCACUGGCCCAGGCUGGCCAGCAGAGGGCGCCUUCUGCCGCUGGACACCCCUGGCCCCUGGAAGCAGACCCACGGAGACGGGGCGCGGGCCACAGGGCCUGCGCGGGCCUGGCCAACACGGCAGCCUGGCUGCGCUGGACAGCGGCCACCGAGGGACAGGUCCUGGGCUGAGCGCGAGGACACCGUGAGCCCCGCCCACUUCCUCUCACAUCUGCCUGCCGCUUUCCAGCACUUCCCCGAUCCUUUACUAUCUCUCUGGGCAGCGGCAGCCUGGAGCCUGGAGCGACAGGAGGGACAGGCAGGCGAGGCUGAGCGCCUGCACCGGUGGGUCUCCUUUCCAGGAGACGGCGAGCUACCCCUCGGCCCCGCCUCCCCUGGGCACGGCAGGACGGCCCCUGAGCAGCCCCCUUCAGGCCCAGGCAGGCUCAGUGACUCAGAGACCAGGGCAGGGCUGGGGAGGAAGGCCCUCCGGCGCUGGCGUCUGGUGACUCUGCUGCACAGGUUCCAGGCUUCCCGGCGGGCCAGGUGCCUGGCGCGCACCUGGCAGUGCUGGGCAGAUGCUACAGGCGUGGAGCAGCUGUCCCGGGCCCUGCUCAGGCAGUGGCACCUGGGGCAGGCCUGGAGGACGUGGCGGAGGAGCGCCGUGCGCCUGCGCAUGGCUCAGCGGCUGCGGCGGGAGGAGGAGCGCCGGGUCCUUUCCCAGGCCUUUCAAAAGUGGCACCAGCGUGUGACAGCCAGGAGCCCCAGAGAGGAGCCAGCCGCAAGCCCCCCCUCCCCGGGGGGCCGCCGGGAACUGCCCAGGCCCCCAGCUGUGGUGCACGCGCGCUAGCUCUCGUGGGGCAGGACAAGGGGCCGGCUGCAGCUGUGAGUGGGCCCCGGGGGGCAGUGCGCAGAGCUGAGGCCCGGCUCCCUCGGCGGCCCCCGCCCCCACCCUGCGAGCGCAGCUCCAGAGGGACGCUCGGGGGACAAUAAAAGGCCUG
Molecule: messenger RNA, 3700 nt
Organism: Perognathus longimembris pacificus (Pacific pocket mouse)
Lineage: Eukaryota; Metazoa; Chordata; Mammalia; Rodentia; Heteromyidae
Gene: C7H1orf167
Product: chromosome 7 C1orf167 homolog
Source: RefSeq, a predicted model, not a curated record